Paraphaeosphaeria sporulosa is the source of this 688-nucleotide messenger RNA. RefSeq lists its product as uncharacterized. Bases 114 to 476 code for a protein of 120 amino acids. NCBI's taxonomy places the organism in Eukaryota, Fungi, Ascomycota, Dothideomycetes, Pleosporales, Didymosphaeriaceae. The transcript has 3 exons. The record is from RefSeq and is a predicted model, not a curated record.
ACCUUGGCAAUAUCUCCAAUCCAGAAAUAUAAAGGACGCAACAACAUCAAGCGUUAACAUCAAACACUUCGAAAACUCUCUUCCAUCCAACAUUUAAUCAAUAACAAUUCGCCAUGAAAUACAGCUUCGCCAUUCCUGCGCUUGCGACUCUCUUCCUUUCCGUUCAGGCUACUCCAGCCGCUGUUCCGGAGCUUCAUGGGCUAGAGUCUAGGGCUGUCGUCUCUUGUACUGUCAAUGGCGGACCAACUGCCAGUUGCUGCACCGGGAGUCUUACUCGAUACGGGUGUGCGACCACUAAUACCAAUCAAUGUUCUCCAGUUGGUACCACGCCCUGCGGCUCUAUCGUGCAAAUCUACUGCUACCAGUUUGGAGAAGCCGUUAAUGGAAACUCUAUGUGGUACCGUCUGAAUCCAACUUCGAAUGGCAUGAUGCCUGCCUCUUUCUUUUCCUCUUGCACUGGAAUCUCUCCGUGCUAGACAAGGCGCGGAUCUAUUGCGCUAGUCGAUGGGUACGGGCAUAACUUGGGGAUCAUAAGAGCAAGCGACGGAUCGAAGCCACCGGAUAGCAUAACAAACGAACCUUUGCAUGAAUAAACUAUGUAGAUUUCAGAUAUGGCACUUGUUGAUAAUUAAGUCGGGUGAUGCCAUGUUCUGGUACCCAAUGUCCGUGGGGUGGAUUCUGUCGGGAC